GCAACUUUCGCAGAAUCCACCUUAAAAUCUCUGCCUUAAACUGCACCAGCCCCCAAAAAAUCCAAGGGGGGAAAAGAAGGGGGGGAGAGCAGAUUCCCCCCUCCCCCCUCUCCUCUCCCAUCCCUCCCCCUUCCUCCUCCCUUUGAGUUAACAAGGCCCCGCUCACUAUAUCUCUUUAUAUUAAAUAUAUAUAUAUAUUAGAGAAGAGCGAAGGAGAGGGAGAACCACCUCCGCCCCCUCUCUCUCUUUUUUUAAAUUUUUAUUAUCAUUAUUAUUAUUUUAUUUUUAUUUUUAUUUUGCAAGGAUCCCAAGAGCUAAGGUGGCUGCAGAGGGGAGAGCGGCGCGAGCCAAGUGGGGGAGGGUGGAGGAAACCCGGGAGAAGGCUUUCUCCAGCCCCCAAAGUUUUGAUGAUGACCAUGACUACGAUGGCUGACGGCUUGGAAGGCCAGGACUCGUCCAAAUCCGCCUUCAUGGAGUUCGGGCAACAACAGCAGCAGCAACAGCAGCAGCAGCAGCAGCAGCAGCAGCAACAGCAGCCGCCGCCGCCGCCGCCGCCGCCGCCGCCGCAGCCGCACUCGCAGCAGAGCUCCCCGGCCAUGGCAGGCGCGCACUACCCUCUGCACUGCCUGCACUCGGCGGCGGCGGCGGCGGCGGCGGCCGGCUCGCACCACCACCACCACCAGCACCACCACCACGGCUCGCCCUACGCAUCGGGCGGCGGCAACUCCUACAACCACCGCUCGCUCGCCGCCUACCCCUACAUGAGCCACUCGCAGCACAGCCCUUACCUCCAGUCCUACCACAACAGCAGCGCGGCCGCCCAGACGCGAGGGGACGACACAGAUCAACAAAAAACCACAGUGAUUGAAAACGGGGAAAUCAGGUUCAAUGGAAAAGGGAAAAAGAUUCGAAAACCUCGGACCAUUUAUUCCAGCCUGCAGCUCCAGGCUUUAAACCAUCGCUUUCAGCAAACUCAGUACCUGGCCCUUCCCGAGAGAGCUGAACUGGCAGCUUCCUUAGGACUGACACAAACACAGGUGAAGAUAUGGUUUCAGAACAAACGCUCUAAGUUUAAGAAACUGCUGAAGCAGGGCAGUAACCCGCAUGAGAGCGACCCUCUCCCGGGCUCAGCGGCCCUGUCGCCGCGCUCGCCGGCGCUGCCUCCGGUGUGGGACGUUUCCGCCUCGGCCAAGGGCGUCAGUAUGCCCCCCAACAGCUACAUGCCCGGCUAUUCGCAUUGGUACUCCUCUCCACACCAGGACACGAUGCAGAGACCACAGAUGAUGUGAGUUAUCCGAGGGAAAUCGAUACCCUAGGGAAACGUCUGAACAAGGCAAGGAGGAUCCGGGACCUGCUUGCAUCUGCCAAACCGAGCCAAGGAGCAGGCUUGGGAGGACUCUUAUGUGUGGCCAGACCGUCUGGGUGCUUGCUCCCUCUCUCUCUCCUCUCCCUUCCCCUCAGCCUCUCUCUCUCUCUCUCUCUCUCUCUCUCUCUCUUCCUUUUUUUGCCUCCCUCCUUCCUUCCCACCUUUUUUUUUUUUCAUUUCCUUUCUUCAUCUGCCUUUUCCCUUGAGCAGCCUCAGUAAUUGAUUUUGCAUCUUAGAGAGAGAGAAGGAGAGAUAGAGGUACAGAGAGGAUGGGGGGGACUGGUUUCUGUGCCAGCACUCCUGAAACCUCUCACUGUAAGGAUAUUUUCCCUUACCCCUUGGGAUCCAGGCGCUGAGCCUCUUUUUCUCUUUGGGAGUAUCCAUCAAAAGGACUUUUUUUAACAGACAUUUUCCCCCACCAGAAGAAUCUGCGCAAACAUGGCAGCGUUUUUACUUGUUUAAUGAGCUUAAGACAUUACAUGAUGAAAGAGAAGCAUUUCGGACUCCUGCAUUUUUAUUUACAAUCCCAGACUGACGAAAGAAAGAAAGAACGAAAGAAAGAAAAAAAGAGAGAAAGAAAAAAGAAAGAGAGAAAGAAAGAGGGAGGGAGGAAGGAAGGAAGGAAGGAAGGAAAGAAAAAAGAAAACCUCACAUAACAGCCCUACUCUAAGGAAAAAUCAGCUGUAAGAUUAGAACGUUGCCACAGAGGGAACGCUGCAUGUUUUAUCAAAAUGCAAUGAGCAAGAAUGAUGAUUUAAACAAAACAAAACAAAACCACUUUUCCCCCACCCCUACCCCCAAACCCUGAACUGGAAUCAGGAAAGACAGAGGAAACAACCAAAAUCACCAUUCUAUUGCUUUGACAUCUUUACUAGGUGAAUUGGUGGCAUUCACUAAGCUAAUAGGGACAUUUAUAUCAAGAAACAUUUCUGUAUAUAUUGUUGAAUUUUAGUUGUACAUAUACUUUGUAUGUUUUUGUCUUCUUUCAUAUAUGGAGUAAAAGCCACAAAACGC
Messenger RNA from Orcinus orca (killer whale), 2380 nucleotides. RefSeq names its product distal-less homeobox 6 (gene DLX6). Lineage: Eukaryota; Metazoa; Chordata; Mammalia; Artiodactyla; Delphinidae. Gene Ontology annotation, biological process: embryo development; regulation of transcription by RNA polymerase II; cell differentiation. Gene Ontology annotation, molecular function: DNA-binding transcription factor activity, RNA polymerase II-specific; RNA polymerase II cis-regulatory region sequence-specific DNA binding. The coding region runs from base 408 to 1289 and encodes 293 amino acids. The record is from RefSeq and is a predicted model, not a curated record. The transcript is spliced from 3 exons.